Molecule: messenger RNA, 423 nt
Organism: Brugia pahangi
Lineage: Eukaryota; Metazoa; Nematoda; Chromadorea; Rhabditida; Onchocercidae
Source: the annotation of a GenBank genome assembly
AUGAUGUACUGCUUUUACUAUUUUGUGACAAAUUCAAGUACAAAAUUUUCAGGACGACUUCCGAGUGCUCUUGAUACGAUAGGAUCAGUCAAGGAACGUAUUGCCAUAUUUGAAACACUUUCAGUGGAUGAGAAAUCUGUUUCAACUCGUAAGGCAGAUAAUCUGUCAGAAUUAGCGGAAGUUCCAAAGCGUGAGAGGUACAGUCUUUUUCGCGAAGGCCCUAGUGAACCUCAUGAUGAACCGAAAAUAGUGCCUUGCAAGCCGGGAAGUGAUCAAUUCGAUACAAAAGAGAUUGGCAAGUUAUUUUUAUUAGCUCAAAUUGAAUAUUCAAGUGGUCAUGUAGACAGGAUGACAAAAACACAAAGCAAAACUUAUUGCGGGUAUAAUGAAACUCAAAAAGAGCAGGGAUGUCCAAAAAUAUAA